Molecule: messenger RNA, 1366 nt
Organism: Daphnia carinata
Lineage: Eukaryota; Metazoa; Arthropoda; Branchiopoda; Diplostraca; Daphniidae
Gene: HemK1
Product: MTRF1L release factor glutamine methyltransferase-like
Exons: 7
Coding region: 320-1291 (323 amino acids)
Biological process (GO): protein methylation
Cellular component (GO): mitochondrion
Molecular function (GO): protein methyltransferase activity; S-adenosylmethionine-dependent methyltransferase activity; nucleic acid binding
Source: RefSeq, a predicted model, not a curated record
CUGGUAGCGCCAUGGCAGCUGAACGAGAUCGAGUUGUUUAAAACAUCGUACUCUACUGUCGUGACGAUUGAGACCAGAUUAUCUUCUUAUUGGCUCGUUCUCUGGCCGGGAAACAUCUCGCAGUCAUUGAAAAUGUUGAAUCGUACUCGCCUUAACCGUAGAGGAGGCCUUAAUACGGUGGGGCUAGCCAAGUGAACUCGCUGAUGUUGUACCUAUGUUUGUGUGUCGGUAUAAGUGAGACAAAUCUUGAAAACGGACGAGUCUAGUUUUCUGUUGCCUUAGUAAAUUAAAGUGUUGGAAACAUCUCAUUUAAAGUAGAAUGAUUCUUUGGUAUCGAGCGAUGCUCUCGCGGAUACAUACCAGUGCUUUGAAUAGGCACACAUCGGAAAAGGCUGUGAAGCAUUUGAUUCAAUGCUGGACAAAGAAGUUUGAUGAAAACCAAGUUCCAGAAGCUGAGAGCUCAAUUAAACACAUCAUAUGCAGUAUCCUUGGACUAAGAAAUGUGAGUCGUCUUGAUACAAUGAGAAACCAGAUCUUAACAGAUGAUGAAUACCAUAGGCUACUAGUGAACACUGAACUAAGGCUUAAAAGAAUGCCUGUACAAUAUGUCAUUGGAGAGUGGGAUUUUUGUGGGUUAACAAUGAAGAUGUCCCAUUCCCCAUCUGUUUUUAUACCUAGGCCUGAAACAGAAGAUCUUGUUACAAUCGCGUCUGAAUUGGUUCAGCACCUAACGCCUGAAGAGGGAAGUCUUCGUGAUCCGUCUUGUUUCGAAAUAGGCUGUGGUUCUGGUGCCAUCAGUCUUGCAUUGCUCAGUAAGCAUGACAAGUUGCGCUGCACAGCGAUAGACGCAAACCCCGCAGCCGUCUCCCUAUCUCGAUUGAAUUCCGAACUGUUGGGACUUGCAGAUCGUGCCUCGUUUUCUAUUGCAAAAUUAGAAGACGAUGGUGUAAUACAUGUAUUCAGCCCUGCUGAUUCCCAAAAAUUUGACAUUCUUGUGUCAAAUCCACCUUACAUUCCCACGGCCGAAAUCUCCGGUCUGCAACCUGAAGUUUUUCGAUAUGAAGACCACCUAGCCUUGGAUGGCGGGCCUGAUGGAACUCGGCUAAUCGAAACAAUUAUUCGCAACUCGCCAAAAUGGCUUAGAGGGGGCGCGUUUAUUGUUCUCGAAAUUGAUCCAAGACAAACGAAAAUGAUUCAGUUAAUUUCUCAAGACUGUGGCAGCUAUGCUGGUUUCAGUGUGCGUAAGGAUUGCUUCGGUGUUGACAGAUUCGUGGUUUUACGGUGUAAAUGAAAAACGUCAUUGAAGGAGAAAGAUGUUUUGGAUUAGUUAUUACAUAUGAAGUAAAUAAAUGAAAGUGGAAAACAA